Messenger RNA from Sturnus vulgaris (Common starling), 1171 nucleotides. RefSeq names its product BCL2 related protein A1 (gene BCL2A1). Gene Ontology annotation, biological process: mitochondrial fusion; negative regulation of apoptotic process; intrinsic apoptotic signaling pathway in response to DNA damage. Gene Ontology annotation, cellular component: mitochondrial outer membrane. The record is from RefSeq and is a predicted model, not a curated record. NCBI's taxonomy places the organism in Eukaryota, Metazoa, Chordata, Aves, Passeriformes, Sturnidae. Gene Ontology annotation, molecular function: BH domain binding; channel activity.
UGCUCAGAGCUGCCACCCUAUCCUGCGAGCUGAGCCCUCAGCUUCACCUCACAGCCCUUUCAGAAAUCAAGAGGCUAAUCCUAAAUGCUCCACUAAUGAAGAAAUAGCUCUAUCUGCCUGUGCUCUGCUACUGUCAAUGAUGAAGAAAACAAGACUGGUUGCCUUAGGAAAUUCUGUGGUAAAACCAGAAAGAUUCCAUCAAAACCAGACGAAACAAAACCGUGUGCAUGUCCUGUGGCUGCUCACUGCUGACCCUGAUCAAGAGCAGUGAACUGCUGUCUGCAUUUUGUAUUGAAUGGAAACUGCUGAGUUCUAUUACGUUUAUUACUUAGCUCAGGAUUAUCUGCAAUAUGUGCUCCAGGAAUCACACCUCGGACCAGCCCAGACCAGGGUUGCUCAUGUCCUGCGAACCACAGCAUCUUCCCUGCAAGACCAAACCGAGGAGGCUCUCAGGCCACUCCUGGACAGGAUUGACAUCACCUCUGUAGCUGCUGCCAAGAGAAUUUUCAAGGGAGUCAUGGAUGAAAAGUUUGCUGAUGGAAAUACUAACUGGGGACGAAUUAUGACCAUAUUUACGUUUGGAGGUCUUCUCACCAAGAAGCUUCAAGAGCAUGGGGUUCAGCUGACUGCAGAGGAGAAGGAGGAGAUCUCUUAUUUCAUCACAGAGUACAUCAUCAACAACAAAUCCGAAUGGAUUGAUGCGAAUGGUGGCUGGGAAAAUGGCUUCCUAACAAAGUUUGAAAGAAGAUCACUACUGUCUUUCUCCAAAAUUACAGCCCUGCUCAUAGCUGUUGUUUCCUUGUUGAGAGAGUACUACUGAAGUAAAAGGAUCUGCCAUUCAUCUGUAAUCUGAUAUUGCCACAAGCUUCAUCUCUCAACCUUCCUCCAAGCAAUAUUAACAAGAGAAUAAUUUCCUUCCAUAAUUUGUGUUUAAUUUAUUUGUAUUUAUUUUGUCUAAAUACAAUGUUUAAUAUGCUAUCCUAAUUACCAAAUCUGAAGUUGAGAUCCUUCCAAAGGGGAAUCUGCACAACAUCUUGCAGCAAUUCAAGUCCACCUUGCCAGGCAGAAUUGCUUUGAGAUCAUUCUCCACAUCCAGACAGCUUCUGAAUCUCUCUUGCAUCUCCAUGAAAGGACAUUGUCUUAGUGAAAUACAAUCCAAUGGGUUAAGAAA